CGCGUGGAGAAAGGCCUGCGUCCGGCGGUCGCGCGGCCCCGCUGGGUGCCGAACCCCGGAAGAGGCUGCACUUUUCCCUCCCGCCGGAGGCGGCGGCCGCGGGUCCGAAGGCCAUCUCCCGCAGCCUGCAGACCCUCAUCCAACCACGACUCCGGCUCUGGGGCCGAGGAGCAACAUGGAGGCCGAGGACCUCCAGGAGGAGCUGACCUGCUCCAUCUGCCUGGACUAUUUCGAGGACCCGGUGUCCAUCGAGUGCGGCCACAACUUCUGCCGCGGCUGCCUGCGCCGCAGCUGGGCGCCGAGCGGCAGCCCGGUCCCCUGCCCCGAGUGCCGGCAGCCGUCGGCGCCCGCCGCGAUGCGGCCUAACUGGGCCCUGGCCCGGCUGACGGAGAGGAUGCGGCGCCGGCGCCCGGGCCCCGCGCCCCACGGCCUGUGCGGCCGCCAUUGGGAGCCGCUGCGCCUCUUCUGCGAGGACGAUCAGCGGCUCGUGUGCUUGGUGUGCAGGGAGUCCCAGGAGCACCAGGCCCACACCAUGGCCCCCGUCGACGAGGCCUUCGCGAGCUACCGGGAAAAACUUGUGAAGACUCAGCGUAGUCUGACAGCCAAGAUGAAGAAAGCCAUGCAUUUGCAGGACAUGGAAGCGAAGAACGCUGCAGAGUGGAAGGAGAAGAUGAAGAAUCAGCGAACGAGAGUCAGUGCGGAGUUUGCAAAGCUGCACGUCUUCCUGGCUGAAGAAGAGCAAUUGUUUCUUAAGACACUGAGCCAAGAAGAAGAAGAGACAAAGAAGAAACAGAAUGAGAACACAUUAAGGCUCAAUCAAAUGAUCACUUCCAUGAAGGAGCUCAUCUUCGAGGUGGGGGAGAAGAGCCAGAGCUCCACCCUGGAGCUGCUCCAGAAUCCAAAAGAUGUGUUGACCAGGUGUGAGAACCAGGAUGUGAACUACUCCUUUGAAGUUCUAAAGGUGAAGACCGUGUGCCGGCUGCCGAUGAUGAAGGAAAUGCUGAAGCGAUUCCAAGUGGCUGUAAAUCUAGCUGAGGACACUGCUUAUCCCAAACUCGUCUUCUCCCAGGAAGGGAGAUACGUGAAAAAUGGAGCGUCAGCCAGUUCUUGGCCACUAUUUUCUACAGCGUGGAGCUACUUUACCGGAUGGAGGAAUCCUCAGAGGACCUCAGACUUUGUGGAGAGAUUUCAGCACUUACCCUGCGUUUUGGGAAAAAACGUUUUCACCUCAGGGAAACAUUACUGGGAAGUUGAGCGCCAAGGUAGCCCGCAGGUUGCUGUGGGGCUGUGUCGGGAGGACGUCAUGGGGAUCACUGGUGGUUCAACCAUGUCCCCCCGCACGGGAAUCUGGGCUCUUUGUUGGAGCUCUGCCGGCUAUUGGCCCCUGACAGGCGUCUCUGCGAGGCCCACCAAGCUAGAGCCAGCGCUUCACCGGGUGGGAGUUUUCCUGGAUCACGGGGCUGGGGAAAUCUCAUUCUACAGUGCUUUGGAUGGAGAGCACCUCUACACUUUUUCCUGUCCUUCCAUCUCACGUCUCCGGCCGUUUUUUUGGUUGAGUCCGUUAGCAUCUUUAGUCAUCCUACCAGCGACUGGUGGGAAAUGAGGCUGUUCUUCUCUGCCCAAGAAUCUUUGCCUGGUACCCCAGCCCAGGGCCAUACAUCCCUUGGCCCUCAUCUUUGACUCCAUAUAUAAAUCCAUCCUGCGUGGUCCCUCAGUUCUGUGCAUUCAGAUUCCAACUUCACAUUUUGUUCAGCCCCCCGGACAUCAUGUGCGUAGACAGACGUGGAAGUCCCUGCUGGGUAUCUUUCCAGUAGCCACUUGGCCCCCUUUUUCUCCUUCUCUUCUGGUUCUUCCUAACUGAACGGUUCAGGACGCGCCCUCCAUCCACAUGCUUCAGGGAGAGACAGGCCCACAGGAGGGAAUUCUGGCCAGUGAGGUGGGGUGAGAAAUUCUCUAAGGUGCAUCUGAGGAAAGUGUUUUAGCUUUUAGGAAGAGAUGUUUGGGAAGCCACAGCCCCUCUUCGGAUGUUAGGUGUGCCGGCACCGAGAGGAGCCCAGUAACAGUGGCAGGAGGAGGAGAGGUGUGGUCUUUGUUGGCAUCGUGAAAUGGCGGGAAUUUCCCUAAUCCCGAAUUGCUUGUUAUAUGAGAUUAUUGCUUGUUUAUUGUAUAAGGCAGUUCUGGUUGCCUUCCGGUCACUUGCAGGCUGAAGUAUCCUAACCAGUGCUAUGGGCACAUAGCUUGGACAUCUCACAGUAUAGGCCUGUCUCACUCUUUCCCUGCAAUUUGACAGCUUCAUAGAAUCCCUUUCUGUUUCGUCAUGUAAUUCCUCUUCUUUGCAGUAAGUACUGAUAUUCCUCACUUUCUUGGAUUGGAAAAUGGAGGCAGUCCUCCCCUACUCUGCCCGUGUUGGUACUCUUCCCCUGAGCGUGUCUCUGCCCUCAAGGGUUCAUGGCGCUC
Molecule: messenger RNA, 2457 nt
Organism: Kogia breviceps (pygmy sperm whale)
Lineage: Eukaryota; Metazoa; Chordata; Mammalia; Artiodactyla; Physeteridae
Gene: TRIM4
Product: tripartite motif containing 4
Biological process (GO): protein ubiquitination
Cellular component (GO): cytoplasm
Molecular function (GO): ubiquitin protein ligase activity; protein binding; zinc ion binding
Source: RefSeq, a predicted model, not a curated record